Molecule: messenger RNA, 1711 nt
Organism: Sorex araneus (European shrew)
Lineage: Eukaryota; Metazoa; Chordata; Mammalia; Eulipotyphla; Soricidae
Gene: RTCA
Product: RNA 3'-terminal phosphate cyclase
Exons: 11
Coding region: 143-1312 (389 amino acids)
Biological process (GO): RNA processing
Cellular component (GO): nucleus
Molecular function (GO): RNA-3'-phosphate cyclase activity
Source: RefSeq, a predicted model, not a curated record
CCGCCCCCACCCGGCACGCGUGCGCGGAGCGGGGCGCGGCAGGGCUGCGGGAGUCUGCAGCGUCGUGGGGCGUCUCCUCCUCCUCCACCUCCUCCUGCGGCGGCGCCUGGGGGGCGGCGGGCCGGGUCUCCGGGGGUCCAGCAUGGCGGGGCGGCGGGUAGAGGUGGACGGCGGCGUCCUGGAAGGGGGCGGCCAGAUCCUGAGGGUCACCACGGCCCUGAGCUGCCUCCUGGGCCUGCCCCUGCGGGUGCAGCGGAUCCGCGCCGGGCGCAGCACGCCGGGCCUCAGGCCUCAACAUUUAUCUGGAUUGGAAAUGAUUCGAGAUUUGUGUGAUGGACAGCUGGAGGGGGCAGAAAUCGGCUCAACAGAAGUAACGUUUACACCGGAGAAGAUCAAAGGUGGAAUCCAUACAGCAGAUACCAAGACUGCAGGGAGCGUGUGCCUAUUGAUGCAGGUGUCCAUGCCCUGUGUGCUCUUCGCCGCCUCCCCAUCAGAGCUUCGUUUGAAAGGUGGAACAAAUGCAGAAAUGGCACCACAGAUCGAUCACAUGACUAUGGUUUUCAAGCCAAUUGUUGAAAAAUUUGGUUUCACAUUUAACUGUGACAUUAAAAUGAGGGGCUACUACCCAAAGGGGGGUGGCGAAGUGAUUAUCCGAACGUCACCAAUUAAGCAGUUGAGCCCUAUAGACUUAACUGACCGUGGCACCGUGACGAAGAUCCACGGACGAGCUUUUGUUGCUGGUGUUCUGCCACUUAAAAUGGCAAAAGAUAUGGCUGCGGCCGCUGUGAGAUGCAUCAGAAAAGAGAUACGGGAUCUGUAUGUUAACAUCCAGUCUGUCCAGGAACCGAAAGACCAAGCUUUUGGCAAUGGAAGUGGAAUAAUCAUUGUUGCUGAGACAUCCACUGGCUGUUUGAUUUCUGGGUCAGCACUUGGUAAACGAGGUGUGAAUGCAGACAAGGUUGGAAUUGAUGCUGCUGAGAUGCUGCUCUCAAACCUCAGACAUGGUGGCGCUGUGGAUGAGUAUCUGCAGGACCAGCUCAUCAUUUUUAUGGCACUGGCCAAUGGCGUUUCGAGAAUUAAGACAGGACCGGUUACACUCCAUACACAAACGGUUAUUCAUUUUGCUGAACAACUGACAAAGCGGUGCUCAGGACUCGCUCCUGGCUCUGUCCUCAGCAGCUGCUCCUGGAGGUGCAGCGGUACAGGUGGGGAGCUGCAGAUGGAACCCAGCGUGGGUGCGAGGCAGGCUCUCUGCACUGUGCUCUCAGCCUCUAGCUGUGAGGUUCAGACGUGGAAUUCCCAGGGACUCUGAUCCUGGACCCCACUCACAGAACUCCACAAAGUGGACAAGAGAUGUAUAGCAGGCAGGCACUUGCUUGCAUGCAGCUGACCUGAGCUCAGUCCUCACACAACGUAGGAUGCCCCAAGAACCACCAGGAGUGCCACCAGGAGCGCAGGGCCAGGGUAGCACAGCUGGGUGUGGAGAAGACAAGACAAAGCAACAGCAGCUGAAGAACUCCAGUUUUUACUCCGUGUGUUUUCCUCUGGACAGGAACUAUGGUCUGCAAUAGAGCAGUCUGUGUGGCUAGCCUGUUGAACUUCUCAAGAGUCAUUUGAUCUUUAGUUUCUUCAGUAAAAUAAGUUUGAUUUUAGAUCCUGCAUAUUUAACAGAGAAUGUGCGCUCAUCAUUUACCUGUCUAUAUUACUUACA